AUGGAGGACCAACUCGUCCAGGUCCUGGCCAACACGCAGCUGCCCGACGCGGGCCCCAGGAAGCAGGCCGAGCUCGACCUCAAGCACGCCCAGUCCAAUCCCGCAUACCCCAUCUCCCUCGCCAACAUUGGCCUGCACACGUCCAUCGCGGUCGAGAUCCGCCAGGCUGCCCUGUCCUCCUUGCGACUGUUCGUCGAGAAGAACUGGAGCGGGGACAGCGAUGAUGGCCCCACCAUCCCCAUCGCCGACAGCGUGAAGGACCAGAUCCGGCCUAUGGUGCUGGACCUCGCCCUCAAUGCUGGCGAUGAUAGGAAGAUCAAGACUGCUGCGAGUUAUGCUGUAGGCAAGAUCGCGAACGUCGACUUCCCCGAACUUUGGCCCACCCUUCUCCCUACAUUGCUGGAAGUUAUUGGCAACGGCAGUGAUGAACAGCUCCACGGUGCUCUCAAGGUACUGAGUGACCUUGUCGAGGAGAGCCUAAGCGACGACCAGUUCUUCUCCAUGGCGCGAGAUAUCGUCAAGGCCGUUUACGACGUCGCCAUCAACGACAACCGGAAGCCCAUCCUGCGCGCUCUCGCUGUCGCCGUCUUCCGCGGGUGUUUCGACCUCAUGGACACUGUCAAGGACGACCACCCUACCGAAGUCGUGCAAUUUGCCGAGGAGGCCUUGAAGGGCUGGUUCCCCUUCUUCCACCAGACAACGAAACUUCAAUUGCCCGAACGCGAUCCCCAGUCUUCGUCGCAGCCGGAAAGCUGGAACGGAGUAGUGGCCCUCAAGUUGCAAGUCGUGAAGUGUCUUCUCAAGCUGAAGUCUGUGUUCCCGAACCUGCUGCUACCUCAGACACCUCACUUCUUCCAGUCAUACUACGAAGAACUAUCACUCCUUGAAACGUCGUAUGAGCAGAUGUACCUAGAGAACGAUGCGCAAGGCCGACUUGAAGAUUCCGACGGCCUUCCCUACACCCUCGACUUCCUUGUCUUGGAGGAGCUCGACUUUCUGAAUGGAUGUAUGAAAGCUCCCCCUGUCCGGAAAGAGCUCGAGGCACAGCUGGCCGCCCAUGGCGUUGCGCAUGAGACACCAUGGGUACUGGACGUCAUGAAGCUUGCUACCGGUUACGCCCGCAUAACUCGAGAGGAAGAGGAGCUUUGGGAUAUCGAUGUGUCGCUCUACCUGGCGGAGGAGCAGUCCGUCAGCGCCAACUAUACCCCUCGAACCGCAUGUGGAGACCUGUUGAUCAAGUUGGGUGAAUGGUUGAAACGGAAGGCGCUCGACGGCCUCUAUGCCCAUACCAAAACUCUUUUCACCGAAAACGCGCACUGGAGAAGGCAAGAGGCGUCUCUUUUUCUGCUUAAUAUGCUGGUGAGCGACUUUCUUGAUUGUGACGAGCCUGUGCCAGCGGAACUAGGGCAGGCCUACUUGGACCUGGUCAACUAUGCCAUUAAUCGUCCUGACGAGCCCCUAUUGCGGGGUCGGGGUUAUCUGGUCGCUGGCAUACUGGCCCAAUGCAACGAAACCGCCGCCAGCCUCAUGGAACGAACUAUCGACGCCAUCACCGCAGAGGAGUCGGAGCUUGUCCAGGUUGCCUGCAUCAAGGCGGUCGAGGGCUUCAUCACUAGCCAGAGCGAUCAAAUUGCUGGCAACGUCCAAAUCCAAGCCAAGGUAGUCGGCGCCAUAAACCAAUGGAUCUCGGCCAAGGAUAUGACCGACCUUGAGGAAGCCGACGACUUGCUGGUCACCCUGGCUGAGACCCUCCGAGCUGCUAUCAAUAUCGACAAAGCAGUCAGUGUCUCGCCCGAUGUCCCGGCUCUGGACCUUCUCUUCCUCAUUGCCAAGCAUGGCUCAACCAAUUAUCAGGUCACUAUGCUUAUCUGCGAGGCUUUCGAGGACAUUGUGCAAACCAUGUCUGACCCUGCUUCCUACCACGCUCUUUGCCAGAAGGUUCUGCCUUCGCUGACGGGCGCAUUCAGCGUGGCCGAUGUCACUUCUGAUAACCCGCUCGUCACUUUUGCCACCGAACUGAUGGCUUCUCUCACGCAAUACGGCUCUGAACCACUGCCCCCUGGAUUCGUCGCAGCUACAUUACCGAAACUUACCCGCCUGCUGAUGGAAAGCAAUGAGGGCGAGAUCCUGCGACCUGGCGCCGAGUCCGUCAAGUACCUACUGGCUCAUGACCACGAACAGAUGUUCAACUAUCACGACGAGAGCAAUAGAUCUGGAUUAGAGGUCUGCCUUCAUAUCAUUGACCGAUUGCUUGGCACCUCAAUCGAGGAUAACGCUGCCUCGGAAGUCGGUGGUCUUGCAGCUGAACUCGUCGAGAAAGCAGGACAUGGAAGACUUGGCCCAUUCUUGCCUCAACUUCUGCAGGCCGUCGCCAACCGACUGGCAACUGCUGAAGCUGCACCUUUCAUCCAAUCUCUUAUCUUGGUCUUUGCGAGACUCUCUCUUGUCGGUGCUCACGAUGUUGUCGAGUUUCUGAGCACUAUCCAAAUCAACGGACAAAGUGGCCUGCAAGUUGUUUUGAGCAAAUGGUUGGAGAACUCGGUCAACUUUGCCGGUUAUGAUGAGAUCAGACAGAACGUCAUCGCCCUAUCUAAGAUUUAUAGUCUGAAUGAUCCUCGCGUGGCUCAGACGAUGGUCAAAGGCGAUAUGAUAAUGCCCGCCAGUGAUAGGAUUAUGACCCGUUCACAUCCAGACCAGUUCACUGUCAUCCCCGCGCCUCUCAAGAUAUUAAAGGUCUUGAUCGAGGAGUUUUUGUCGGCUUCUGGUCUGACCGGUGCCGCCAAUGCCGCUGCCGCUGUCGCUGCUGAGUUUGCGGACGAUGACGGUGACGACGGUUGGGAAGAUGAUGACCGAGACAUUAUCGACCUCAAUCUUGGACAUACGAAGAAUGACCUUAUGGGCUUUCUCGAAGCCAGCAAUAUGCGGAAUCGUGAUGAUGAGACUCAGCAAUACCUCACAGACUUCUUUGUCGGAGCAGCACGAGACAACGUCGCGGGUUUCAGCGAGUGGUACAACAGUCUGACAGACGAGGAGAAGGGCAAGCUCAGUGAGAUGGCAAAACUCCAGCAGUUAUAG
Molecule: messenger RNA, 3075 nt
Organism: Anthostomella pinea
Lineage: Eukaryota; Fungi; Ascomycota; Sordariomycetes; Xylariales; Xylariaceae
Source: the annotation of a GenBank genome assembly